Messenger RNA from Volvox carteri f. nagariensis, 543 nucleotides. RefSeq lists its product as uncharacterized. The transcript is spliced from 3 exons. Bases 1 to 501 code for a protein of 166 amino acids. The record is from RefSeq and is a predicted model, not a curated record. NCBI's taxonomy places the organism in Eukaryota, Viridiplantae, Chlorophyta, Chlorophyceae, Chlamydomonadales, Volvocaceae.
AUGGGCGGGGGUCGUAGCACAGGCUACGACUGGGACGCUGGUCCCUGGCUCGUGGAGUCCCGUCAUCGAUUGCAAGCAUGGAUCAACGUCGUGGUUUGGUUAGAUAUAUCAGAAACAGCCCCUGUGCCGCUGACAAUGUGGCAGCCUGAGGACUUUCUCCUCCAUCGUGAGCACCCAGCUUACCUGGGCCGGGUGGAGCGGAUCGACACACUCAGUGGCUCGCAACUGGCCUCGUUACGGAGGUUUUACAACCUGUACAGGCCGGCAGCUGCUGAAUGGCCAGCCAACUGUGUGAUUGAGGCGACAGCCAAGUUCCUCCACUGGGCCUGGGCUGGCCCGCUGGCGCUGGAAGCUGGAAAAUGGUUUCUCUCUCGUCCUGCCUCUGAGGAUCCAACCAUGUGGUUUGGGAGGCGGCCGUUUGCCACAAGCCUGCUGCUGGCAGAGCCUAGCGCGGAGGCGUCUGCGAUUGACCAGCGAAGAAGGGAAAAGGAAACUCACUAAUCCAUGAUUGAUUUCUUUUCAGAACUAGCCAGAGACACAAUG